Messenger RNA from Epithele typhae, 1059 nucleotides. RefSeq names its product cyclin-like protein. The transcript is spliced from 2 exons. Gene Ontology annotation, cellular component: nucleus; transcription preinitiation complex. Lineage: Eukaryota; Fungi; Basidiomycota; Agaricomycetes; Polyporales; Epitheliaceae. Gene Ontology annotation, molecular function: TBP-class protein binding; RNA polymerase II general transcription initiation factor activity. Gene Ontology annotation, biological process: transcription initiation at RNA polymerase II promoter; transcription preinitiation complex assembly. Bases 1 to 1059 code for a protein of 352 amino acids. The record is from RefSeq and is a predicted model, not a curated record.
AUGGCAUACGCUCAGCCAUUCCCUCUCGCCCAGCCUCUGCAAAAGGUCGCCGCGCCUACUUUCGGCCCCGAUCUCGCUGUUCGUCUCAUUUGCCCCGAGUGUAGGGACCCAAACCCCAACAUUGUCGAGGAAUUCAGCAGCGGCGACCUUGUCUGUGGCACAUGUGGGCUGGUAUUGGGCGAUAGGAUUGUCGACACGAGGAGCGAGUGGAGGACGUUCGCGAACGACGAGGGCGAUGAUCCAUCCCGUGUGGGUGCGGCAUCGGAUCCCCUCAUGGAUGGCAUGGAGCAGCUGGACACGAACAUCUCCUUCAAGGAUGGUGGCUCAGGUCUAGCGAAGGAGCUACAGCGCGCGAACCACCGUGCCAAGGGUGCGAGUGCCGAGCGCAACCUCCUCGAGGCCUUCCGCCAGAUCUCACACUGGUGUGAGACAUUCUCCCUCCCCAAAACCAUUUCCGACAUCGCGAAACAGCUCUACAAGCGUUCCGAUGAGGAGAAACUCCUUCGUGGGAAGCCCCUCGAUGCAGUCAUCGCCGCUUGCAUCUUCAUCGCCUGUCGUCAGGCGCAUGUCCCCCGUACCUUCCGGGAGAUUUGCAAUCUCACCCAUGUCAGCAAGAAGACGCUUGGACAGUGCUACAAGGCUCUUGAACAAGCCUUCAACUUGACCCCAGGCGCGUCCCAAGACACCCGCCAUGCCCACACUCCCAACGCCACCACCGGUGCCGAGGACCUUCUGGUUCGGUACUGCAACCACCUCGACCUCCCUGUUAACGUGCAACCCAUCUGCGCCGACAUCAUUAUAAAGGCUCGCGAACUAGGCAUCGCCGAUGGCCGUUCUCCCGUUUCCAUCGCUGGUGGUGCGAUCUACUUCACGUGCUGUCUCUUGGACAAGCCGAAGACUGUACGGCAGAUCAGUGAGGUCGCAGGGGUCAGCGAGGGUACGAUUAAGCUGGUUUACCGGUUGUACUACGCUGAGCGUGUGAGGCUGGUGAAGGAGGAGUGGAUCAAGGACGGGAAGGCUAGGCUGGACAGGCUGCCAGUUGAGAGUGGGUCGAAGUAG